Molecule: messenger RNA, 2523 nt
Organism: Naegleria lovaniensis
Lineage: Eukaryota; Heterolobosea; Eutetramitea; Acrasida; Naegleriidae
Exons: 1
Coding region: 1-2523 (840 amino acids)
Source: RefSeq, a predicted model, not a curated record
AUGAUUCAAAUUCUUUUGAAACAUUCUCAUGAACGUGGCUAUGAACGAGUGGAAUUCUAUUUACGAGCCAUACAGAAUUUUACAUUCCCGAUGAUGAUGGAAAACUCCAAUCCCGAUCAUCAUCCACCAACCAUGAAUGAAAGCAAAACAUCCAACAAUUCAACAUCCCUUCUCAUCUCUAAAUUCUUGAGCAAUAACAAUACCCAAUGCCAUCAAGAACUCGUGAAACAUAUCAUUGCUUUGAACUAUGCCUCGGAAUUUUACUCUAGUUUAUUAUCCAAUGCUGCAUCUCAAACGGAGCAUGAACAAAAGGCUUCUCGUAUCGUGCAGGACCUCACUGCCGAGUAUUCGAACUCUACCUCUGAUAAGUGUGGUAACAAUCAUACAAUACCAUUGUGGAGCUUGGGAAUUCAAUUGAAAUCGAGAGAAGAGUUGAUAAGUAAGAGAGAACAGUUUCUCAUGAGCAGUGAGCUCAUUGAAAAAAUAGAAAACGUAAUUGAGGAUGAAGUGAACUCAAAUUCAGAUACUGAACCUUAUUGUGCCAAAACCAUGGUGGAAGUAUUGAUUGCGAGGGAAGUUUUGAUUUCAAUUUCGAAAGCUUAUGCAAUUCCUGGUGUGGAGAAAGGUGUCAACUUUUACUUGAGCCUCAAGUUGAGGGCACAUUGCUCACGAUCGAGCUCCCUUAUCAAAAAAUCACACAAUAUGUUGAAAGAGUAUCCACAAAUAUCAGAGGAGAUUACGAACGAUUUAUACUCUCUGUUCAAAGUCAGUGAAAAAUUGGAGACAAUCAAUUCAAUAACACCACAAGGCAAGAAUAUUUUACUCAAACUCUCUAACGAUCGACUUACAAAUAACAAAAUUGAGGAGCAAUUACAGGACAUUGCUAACUUGAACAUGCAAAUAGAACAACUGAAACAUCAAAAUGAAAUGCAAAUGGCGAGUGCUCUAGAGACAGAAUCAUCAUUGAAAAUUACGAUUCUAUCCAAGAAUGAGGAAAUUACUUUAUUGAACAAACAAUUGUUGGAUAAGGAAGUUAAAAUUUCAAAUCACAAAGAGAAAAUCUCAGAGCUUGAAGAGAAAGUACACUCGUUGAACGAGACUGUCGAAUCUAACAAAAUUACAAAUUCAAUACUGCUAAAGAAUUUGACACUGCUUGAAGAUUAUUUACAAACCCUAAAUAUCACAACCAUCAGCAUUAUCGAAAAGAAAGAUCAGCAAAUCAAGGAAAUGCUUCUUGUGAAAACAAUGCAAGAAGACACAAUUACGAAGUUGCAAAAUGAUUUAAAAAUUGAAGAACAACGAAAAGUCUCACAGCAAAAUGCUCUUCAAGAAGAAAUCAAAAAGCAAGCAGAUUUGAUAGAAGGUCUUCAAAAGGAGAUUACUCAUCUAAAACAUGAGAAAUCUGAACAAUUCGAGCAGAUUGAAACUUUGAAACAAACAACAUUGCGUGUAGUAAUGACUGAAAAGGAAGAAAUACAGAAACAUUCGGCUCAAUUACAGCAAACUGCUCAAUACAUUGCGCAGAUUUCUAACUACAUGGGACAGUUUAAUGAGACCAUCAACGAAGAGAAUGAAAAAAUCAAAGGCCAACUCAAAGUGUUCCUAGAUCAAUUGGAAAAGAAACAACAAUGCCAGAAAACAACAAGAGAAUUAACCAAAAAGUUGCAUCAUGUGGAAUUGGAGCAACGUGAAUGUUUUUCUGCCUUGAGCUUGUGUCGUGAAGAAAGGACAAAAAUCAUUCAAGACAAACAAGUGGAAAAGUUAAUCCUUAAACUAACCUCUCUGGAGAAACGAAUUGAAUUUUUGAGCAAUGAAAAGCAAGAAUUAAUUUUACGAGUUGGAGAAUGUUCAUCUAAUGUUACAGAGUUGGAAAAACUCUUCAAAGAGUGCUCAGACAAAUCGACCACACUAUCAUCCAUCCUCAUUGAAACCAAACUUGAGCAUGUGGAAGAAGAAAAGAUAUGUAAAAACAAUGUAGAGCAAUUGGAAUUCAAGCUCAACGAGACAUUGACAGAAAUGAACAAGAUACUUUCACAGAAUAGUGAUGAAAAUUCUAACCUUGUACAAGAAAUUUCCAACCUUACAAGCCAUCUCCAGGAAUGCCAAUUGACAACACAACAACUCACUACUCAGAACAGUAAUUUGACUCUCACCCUUCAAGAACUAACUCUCUCAUUCCAAGAGCUGGAAAAACAAAAUCUUGAAUUGGCUUCCGCCCAUGCACGAAAGCUGAUUUUGGAAGAAGAUUCUGAUAUUAGUUCUCAAAUUCAUUCACCCGAAUCUGUGGAUCCACAAGUUCAUUCAAAAGAACCAGAAAUCGUAGUGCCAGAGUCAUCACACCACACAACGAAUGAGGAUCCAAUCAUUCAUGAAGACCAUGAAGGAGAUAAUCUCACAAUAACCAAAAAGGAAGAGGAACUGCAAUCUUCAACAGCCACGAACGAAACUCAUGAAGAAAGUGAUAGUGUUACCUCCACUCCAACACCAACGUUGGAAGAGUCAUCUCCUCAAAACAAUCCUUAA